GCUGCACUUUCUGCUCAGCCGCACGAGAGUGGUUGCAGACCCAUCCAGCAUGUUCUCCGGCCUCUUAUCACUCGCGCAAACACUCCUCUCGAUUGGGGGUCUCGUGUCCGGCCGCCCGUCUGUGUCGAUCCGGAAUGGCACCAUUCUCGGUGUGGAUCUGCCGAAUCUCGGGCAGCACGUGUUCCUUGGGAUCCCGUUCGCGCAGGCGCCCGUCGGCGAGCUGAGACUGCGCGCGCCGCAGCCGAUUGUGACUCCUCUGGGGGACUUUGACGCUUCGCGCUAUGGCGCGCACUGCUGGGGCGGUGUCUCCGCUGCAUUCGACGACAACAAGGGUUAUGAGAGCUCCGAAGACUGUUUGACGCUGAACGUCGUCCGCCCGUACGUCGCCACGGCUGAGAAGCCCGUGCCUGUCGUUGUUUGGAUUCAUGGCGGCGGUUUUUUCACUGGUGGCAGCGGCGAUUCACGAUAUAACGGAAGCUUCCUCGUCGAAGCCUCGGUGGCAAACGGCAACCCGAUCGUGUUCGUUUCAAUCAACUACCGCCUAUCGUCACUGGGAUUCUUGGCCGGCAGGGCCCUGGCCAGUGAAGGCUCGCUGAAUUUGGGUCUGAGGGACCAACGUCUGGCGCUUCACUGGGUCCAGGAAAAUAUCGCUAGAUUCGGCGGAGAUCCAAAAAAAGUCACCAUCCAAGGCGAAAGGUGCGUCUCUUGACGUGUUUGAUCUUUCCCAAUGAGCAUUUUUCCAGUGCUGGCGGGGCGAGCGUCCACGCACACGUAGUGGCCUACUCGGGCCGCGACGACCACCUCUUCCACCAGGCCAUCCCACAGAGCGGCACCUUCGGCCAGAAGCACAGCGCACCCGACGCGCCGCAGAUGCAGGCGACAUACGACAAGCUGCUUUCGAGCACCACGUGCGCGCAAACCGCCGAGCAGGCGAGUGACGUGCAGCUGGCCUGCAUCCGCGCGCUGCCGAUCCAGGAGUUCCGGGAGGCCACGGGUGGUGGGAUGACAGGUUUGGUCGCCGACGGCGAUCUUCUCGACGUCGGGAGCGCAUUGGACGCCUACAAAAAGGGGAAUUGGGUCAAAGUCCCGCAUCUGAUUGGCAGCAACACCGACGAAGGGUGGAGUUUCGGUGCGCGGGGAGCCAAUACCACUGAACAGACAAAAGCUCUCCUGGCCGGGCUGGUUCCCUCGGAACAUCUCGACGCCCUGCUCAGGUUGUAUCCUGACGUACCCGCCCUCGGAUGCCCGUUCAACACUGGGGAUCUGCAGCCGAGCGCUGCCGGGGCGGUGGAUUUCUUCAGUUCUGCCGAGAUGCCGUCUGGGCUGCAGAACAAGCGUGUUGCGGCGAUUGUCGGCGACGUGAUGCUGGCUGCCGGGCCCCGAUGGCUCGCGCAGGUGGCGUCCAGGGAGGUUGCUGUGUUCAAAUAUAGGUUCAACCACGUGCCGUACAGCACGUCGUCGGGUGUGCAGGAUUAUGUCGGCCACUUUGUCGAGGUCCCGUAUGUAUUCAACCUCCAAAACGACGAGACCGCAUUUUGGAAGGAGCACGGCUGCACGGCGACAUACCUCGGCCCAGGGGCACCGACGGGCGAUCGCUCCCUCGGGAUCGCGAUGAGCCGCGCGUGGGCGAGUUUCAUUGCCACCGGGGAUCCCAACGAGGCGAACGUUCCCGGUCAGACGCACUGGCCUCCGUAUUCUGAAGGCGCGCGGAACUUGGUUUGGCAGACACGCGGAUCCGUCGUGGAAAACGAUGUCAGUUGGGAUCUGUUUCCUCCCCCUCCUGAUGAUCAGAAAACUGACAGUUUGGAAAGAAUUAUAGAGAGGAGGGGAUCCAGUUCAUUGUAGAGAAUAUCGUGUUUUAGUAGGAUCAUCCAGGACGCAUGGACGCAGGGCGGCUGCGGCCGAAUUUGACACGUUGGACGAUGUAAACAGGAAAUGAAAUCUCCGAUUUUGUGUA
Molecule: messenger RNA, 1957 nt
Organism: Mycena citricolor
Lineage: Eukaryota; Fungi; Basidiomycota; Agaricomycetes; Agaricales; Mycenaceae
Source: the annotation of a GenBank genome assembly